Molecule: messenger RNA, 2593 nt
Organism: Schistosoma rodhaini
Lineage: Eukaryota; Metazoa; Platyhelminthes; Trematoda; Strigeidida; Schistosomatidae
Source: the annotation of a GenBank genome assembly
AUUCCGGGAAGAUUGAAAACAGGUGUGGAUCGAGCUCUUAACUGGGGUGUUAGUAUUCAGAGUAGAAGUCUUCGAGAAAUUUGAUCAGUCCUAGAUUUUCCUUUGAAGAUUGGGAAUUUGCUGGAUCUCCCCUAAAUUUCUCUCCAGUUUAUCACACCAAAAUACUAACGUAUGUCUACUCAAGUGUGGGCUAGUCCGAAAAUCGAGCGUCGAUGCAAAAUUGAGGCUCAAAUCAGGUCACUAAACAGCGCUUACAAAUGGCUUUCAGUUGAUGUGCUGGUGGGAAUGUGUGUACUUAUAGAAUUUUAUAUUCAACCAUUUUUCCGUCUGUUCUCGUUCCCUGUGGGAUGGAUGUCUUCGUAUGAAAAGUUGAUAUUGUCAUCUUUUACUCUUCUUACCGCCUGCAUUUCAUACCAUAUAUUCGUGAUAAUAAGUUCAACGUUGGUUCGAAGAAUGGAUUCAGGUAAUUCUCAUAACCAGUCAGCUUUAAGAUUGCACUCAUCACCGCUAAACAAGUCACUCGUUGGUCCUUCUAUGUUCUGCUCAAGUUUAUUGAAGGACAGCUUAGACAUCAGUUCUUGUGGAGCUACCUUUGGGAACUCAUCAUUUGAAAUCACCAGUGGAUCUCCUGCUAGAUCAGCAGUUCCCUAUGCAGAUGUCGGUAUUACACAGUCCAUAAGUGAAAAUCAACCUAUUUGGAAACAAUCAGGGAUUAGUACAGUGUCACCGCAGCAUAAUCAGUCCCAUAGCAAUUUAUCACAGCCACACUGUGGAUCUUUUCGGGUUUCUGGAAGUCCGGGAGUUCAAGAAAAUCUUUCUCUCCUGGAUUUGGCCCUCAGUCCAAUUGUGAAUUCUGGACUUGGCUCAGUGCUACCACCUUUUGGUAGCGGAGAGGCUCCUGGACAAAGUUCAGGGAGCAUACGUCGUUCUGUCACUUGGUCUUCUCCAUUUUUAACAUCAGGGACAUCCCCACGAUACCAAUAUCAGGCUGCUUAUAUUCAACCUACUAAUCCUUGCCAACAAUACUUGAAUGAUUCACAAAAAUCUUUAUCUGGACCAGCCUUUAUCCCAAACAGUAUAACUCCUGAUUCUGGGAAAAGUGAUCGUGAAAUCAACGAACGUUUUGAAGAUGAGUAUUGGAUUGAAAAUCAAGUUAGUAAAAGCGAUUUAGAUCGUUGGACUCUAAAUCUUCGAAAGUGGCUUCAUGGUACAAUCAUUCGACGUAUUGUCAAUGAAAUUGACACAAUUAAUCGGAAUCUUGAAGAAGCUGGUGGUGAUAAAACUCUUAUUGGAUCCACGAGUUUAGCUACACUUCAACAAUUCUCCUCUCUUAAAUACCAAUACUUACCAACACUUCCAGUGUUAUUGGCAUUUUUAGAUUUUAUGAAAGAUCAAGGAUAUUUGGUGAAUCGAUUACACGAAUUGGCUAGAGAAAGCUGUCUUCAAGAGUUUCGUUGGGAUUCUGGAUCAAAAAGUACUGAAUGGCCAUGGAAAGAACAUUUACCAUCUGAUAGCAUUAUUCUGUUACAUUUAUUUGCUACUUAUAUGGAUACACGUAUGCCGCCACAUCCCAAAUGUUUAUCUGGUCGUGUAUUUAGUCAAUUGAAUGUUGUUCGACUUCCAGAUAAACCUGAUUUAAAAAGCAAACAUAAUUGUCAAUUUUAUCAAGUUGCUGUACAACCACCACAAUUCAAAUUGGUAUUAAAUGGAAGAAUAUACAAUUUGAUUUCUGUAAAUUUUCCUCUUUUUUUGUUGUUGUUGAUUGAUUGACAACUAUUUAAUCUUAAUUUUUCUAGGGUCCCAAAAAUAUCUACCAUGCUAUCUUAUUAUUCUUUCAUUAUUAUGUAACAAGGAAUGAAAAAUUUAGGUAAGUUGUUGUAUAUAACAUAAAUUAUAUUUUAGAUCAGAAGGGGGUUUUGGUGGAGAUUUUCAGUAUUUUUUUUUUCAUAGUUGAAAGCAUGAGUUAAUUAAAGCUAGAUCACCAAAAAAAAAAACACAACCUGAAUGGCCGUUUCGUCCUAUUUUGGGACACCUCGACAAUGCGCAUCUACUAUCCUGCCUCGCUUACUGCUGAGGAGUUUCACAAGAGGACGAAACGGCCGUCAAGCAAUGCUUCCAGUUUUUUCGUGGUGGUCUAAUUUCAAUUGACUCACGCUUUCAACUAUGAAAGUUCUUUAAUUGUUAAGCCAUUGGUACACAAUAAGCUGACACGAUUUAUAGUACUUCCUUGAUGAAAUAUCCAGGACCUAGAUUUCGUGCUUGUUAAGACUUGCAAGCAUCUCUUACUUAAAUAUAAAAGGAAUCCAUAUUCCUCUUUGAAUUUGUACAUGAAUCACUUAGAUUCACAGUCUGAAUGUGUGAUUUUUGUUUCUCUCUCUUUCAUAGAUCCGUUUCACUUGGUCCAUCAGGUUUAAAUGUUGCAUGGAUAUUUUCUAAAAAUUGAUUGUAACUAUCACCACCAACAACAACAAAGAAGAGAAAGAUAUUAACUGUAAAAUAAUUUUUUGUAUUGUGUAUAUGUAUUCUCCUAUUCUAAUUAUUGAUGUUUCAUGUUUAUCCUUUGUAUUCAAAAUGUAGAGUUCGUGUUGAAUCC